AUGAAUGAAUCCAUUAAGUCCAUUCAUAAAGACAUUUCCAAAGCAGCUCAGACGUCAACAAUGCUAGCAGAACUGUUGAAAAAGAUUCUUUCGACCGAACAUUUUACUGAAUUCAAACUCAACGUGAAACAAGGUUACGAAGAUAUUUACAACAAAGUGACAAUGAUGGAAAUGCGACGAUUUGAUGCUCUUAUGCAACCACACAUGGAUGGAUUGAAUAUUGAUGUUGAAAGAUGGAUUAUUAAUCUGACCAAUCUACAAUUACCUUGGUAUGUGCAAAACAUUUUAGCUUUAGGUGACAAAUUCAAUAUACCAGUUAAGAAUGACAAAAUUGCCACUGAACAGUUUAUUGCCAAUCUGGAACCUAAAUUUCAAAAUUUGGGUAAAAAGUACAGGGUGGAGCUAAGAAACAAAGUUUGUAAUGUUUUAACCAACUUUAAAAAGUCACCCACAAAGCACACGACGUUAGACGAGAUUAUCAAGUCCAAUCAUGUAGCGACGAAAUCCUUUUUGGAACAACACCCUCAACUGAUAGUGUUGAAUGCAGACAAAUGCAACGUGACAGUAUUGAUGGACAGAAGCGACUACGAUGUCAAGAUGAACAACUUGCUCAACGAUAGAAAAACGUAUUUGCCUUUAGACCGUGAUCCGACGUCAUCGAUUGAAGACAAAGUCAAUAAACUGAUUACGCACUGGCAGGACGAACUUUUCAUUACUGAAGGGCAAGGAAAAUGGUAUCGACGGUACAAUUCCAUAUGCUCUAAAAUGUAUGGAUUGAUCAAAGUGCACAAAGAUGGAUAUCCAGCGAGACCGAUUGUAGCCAGCAUUGGUUCCCCGACGUACAACCUGUCAAAAAUGUUUUCGAACAUUUUAAAAAACGUUGUUGGCAAAUCAUAUAGAAGUGCAAAGAAUGCGUCUGAAUUGGCAAAAAAGUUAAGAAAAAUUAGACUACCACCGAAUUAUGUUUUAAUUUCGUUGGACGUUGUUUCACUGUUUACCAACAUUCCGAAAAGUCUCGUCAUAUCAGCGAUACACAAACAAUGGAGCAAAAUCAGAAAAUUUACCACGUUACCGAAAGACGAAUUCAUUGUUGGCGUUACUAUGGUCCUCGAUGAAUGCUGUUUUCAAUACAACGGUAAAUAUUAUCGACAGCUAUUUGGCUCUCCGAUGGGCUCACCAGCAAGUCCGGUUUUUGCUGAUUUGGUAUUAGAAAUUUUGGAAGACGAAGUCAUACGAAAGCUGAAAUUCAAAUUACCAUUCUACGUACGAUAUGUGGACGAUAUUUUAACAGCAGUUCCUGCUGACAAAGUUAAUGAAAUUAAAACAACGUUCAACAGCUACAAUCAACAUAUACAAUUUACUGUAGAUGUAGAACGAGAUCAAAAAAUUUCAUUUUUGGAACUGUGGUGUAUUAGAGAUGGUCGUAGCAUUAAGACUGAUUGGUAUCACAAAGACACUUGGUCCGGACGUUAUUUGAAUUUUAAAUCUCAUUUGCCAACUGCCUACAAACGCAACACAGUCACACUGCUAGCAGAGAAGAUUCUUCUAUUGUCUGAACCCGAGUUCCACAACAAAAACUUUGAAUUGCUGAGAGAAACUUUAGCCAAGAAUAUGUACCCGAAUGGUUUGGUUGAAUGUAUGAUCAAAAAAGCACACGAAAAGUUUACAAAGAAUGGAGAUGUGAAACCGAUCAAAGAGAAACUCCCGAUAGCUGCCGUACCCUAUGUUAAAGGCCUGUUUGAGAAACUGAAAGCCAUAUGCAAGGAUGACGUCAUGCUGGUUGGAAAAGGCGACAACACGUUGAAGAAGUCUAUUUUUAGUAGACUCAAAGAUCCGACGCCAAAGUUACAUUGUUCACAUUUGGUGUACUGUAUUCCCUGUUCGUGCGGGUACAAAUACGUUGGCCAGACAUUACAGCUUUUGAAGGACAGAAUCUAUCAACAUAAGUACAACAUAAGCAUUAAGAACAGUAACCACAGUGCCUUAUGUGAUCACGCUAUUACGAACAAUCAUACACCGUUGUGGGAUAAAGUUAAAAUUGUUGUUCGUGAAAGUCAGCAGAAGAAAAGAGACAUUUUAGAGAUGAUUGCGGUGAAGAAGACACCGAAUUGUCUGAAUAAACACACCGAUUGUAUAAUGUUAUCUACUGCCUAUAAUAACGUGAUUUGA
Molecule: messenger RNA, 2169 nt
Organism: Bradysia coprophila
Lineage: Eukaryota; Metazoa; Arthropoda; Insecta; Diptera; Sciaridae
Source: RefSeq, a predicted model, not a curated record